Blepharisma stoltei is the source of this 1520-nucleotide messenger RNA. Lineage: Eukaryota; Ciliophora; Heterotrichea; Heterotrichida; Blepharismidae. The record is from the annotation of a GenBank genome assembly.
AUGUUAUUCUUUUGGUCCAUUAUAUACUUGCUAGGAAUAGCCUAUGCAAGUCCAUCCUGCUAUGCGGUCUCUUUGGAAGCUGGAGGGACUCAUGGAGCAUUUGAGGCUGGAAGCCUUUGGCAGCUUGCUAAUACACCCACCGUUAAUUCUGCUUAUAAUGUUGUAAUAGGAAUUUCAACUGGGUCCUUAAAUGCUGGAGGUGUCGCUCAAUUUGCCCAAGGUAACGAAAAAGCUAUGGGAGAUUUUGUAGUCAAUACAUGGCUUACUCUAAAUGGAUCGCAAAGUACUUUUGUAGAGUGGCCAGGUGGGCUUAUUGAGGGUCUUCUCUUCCAAAGAGGACUGCUUGAUAAUAAGCCUAUGGCAGAAACUCUUCAGAAAAGAUACACUUAUGGGAUAAAUAGAAACAUCACAAUUGGUUCGACAGACUUACCUCCCCCGUUUAAGGCGAGUUUUUUUGAUCGUCCCUCAACAUAAACGAAUUUUUUUAGAUUCCUAAUUCGCAGAUUAACUCCAUCCUUUAAAUUUGAACCAAAGAAUCUGUUCCAAUUUUAGAAGGGUCAGCUAUUUUUAAGAAAAAUUAAUAUACAGUUUUUUAUAAAUAAAAAUAUAAAUUAAACGCAAUGUUUUAAAUUUUAAUUUGUUUUUAUAAAGAAUUAAUUUAAAAUAUUGAAAUAUUUAAAGUGCAAGCUGUUUAAAUAGCAUUCUAUUUGCACCCUCUUCAUGAAAUUAGAUCAGAAAUGGUUCAUAAAGUAAAAUUAAUAUUUUUACCUAUAAAAUAUUAACUUUUAUUUGGAUUUAAGAGGGGAAAUUUAUCAAAAAGGAAAGUUUUACCUAUGUUUUCUUCCAACUUAAAAGAAGAGAGUAAGAAAUUUUUGGAUGACAUUUAAAGGGGAAGUGGAUUUUCACUAAAAAAAUAGGCUUUUUCUAUAUUUUUUUGCUCUCCUAUAAAGGGGGAGCUAGAUACUGGUCUUUUCGCACAAUUUAACGAAAGUUUGGGCUCACAAGGAGUUUUGACAGCAAUAACCUGUUCAGCAUGCCCUGCAUUCUUUUUCCCUCCCACUAACUAUUUGGGUGCAACAUGGAUUGAUGGAGGUACUGUUAUUCUUCUCGAUUCCUAUGCAGCAGUUGAUAGGUGUCUUGAUGUCGUUGCAGAGCAGUCUCAAGUAACUGUCGACAUAAUUUUUACUGGGCCUUAUUAUGCUCUUCCAGCCGAAACCAAAAUGACAACAAUUGAUGUCUAUAAACGCGUGACAGAGAUCGCUUACUAUGAUGCAAAGAUGAAAAAUUACUAUAACGCUCUCACAGCGUGGCCUGAGGUUAAUUUUCGGUAUGCUAUUUUCCCUAGCGUUCAGAUGCCAGGAGGAUUUAUAGAGCCUCUUAAUUUUAAUCAAACAGUUCUUGAAUGGGAGGUUCAGCUUGGCAAAAAUGAUACAGCUAAUAUUAUCGCAAAAGGCGUCAGUGGUCGGGCUGUUUUGACUCAAAUGUAUGAGGAAAACAAGAAAAAUAUAAUUUAUCCUUAA